UCUUUACAGGUCUUGGGGAUAGCUGGGGAGCAGCACCUCCUUUGCCAAACCCCUUAGAAAGUGCAAUAAAAGAACUUGGUUCUCAUCUCUUGCAGACGCUGGAUGGUUUUGUUUUUGUUGUUGCUCCAGAUGGGAAAAUAAUGUAUAUUUCUGAAACUGCUUCCGUCCAUCUAGGAUUAUCACAAGUAGAGUUGACAGGCAACAGCAUUUAUGAAUACAUCGAUCCAACUGACCAUGACGAGAUGGCUGCUGUUUUGUCCCUUCAGACACCACCUGUUCAUCCUCAAAUUCCUGCACCACAGGGUGAAUUUGAGCUGGAGAGAUUGUUCUUUGUGAGGAUGAAAUGCGUUCUGGCCAAGCGAAACGCUGGUUUGACAUCGGGUGGAUACAAGGUCAUUCACUGUAGUGGGUAUUUGAAAGUGCAACGGUACAACGUGGAAGCGCCCCCAUAUGACAGUUGCUAUCAAAACUUGGGUUUGGUGGCAGUUGGGCAUUCCUUACCACCCAGCGCCAUCACCGAAAUAAAGAUGUACUCCAACAUGUUCAUGUUCCGAGCCAACAUGGAUCUCAGAUUGAUAUUUCUAGAUGCCAGAGUCACAAAUUUAACCGGUUACCAGCCUCAGGAUCUCAUAGAAAAAACCUUGUAUCACUACAUUCACGCCUCAGAUUGUGUACAAAUGCGAUAUUCCCACGAAACCCUACUUCAUAAAGGGCAAGUAACAACCAAAUACUAUCGAUUCCUAACCAAAGAUGGUGGUUGGAUAUGGAUGCAGAGCUAUGCCACCGUUGUCCAUAAUACGAGAUCUUCAAGACCUCACUGUAUAGUAAGCGUGAAUUAUGUUCUCAGCAAACAAGAAGGUGAAAGUUUGCAAUUGGAAAUGGAACAAAUUAGGAAGGCAGAACCUCUCUAUCCAGCUUCCGUUACCACUACUCAAAGCAGUCCUACGAAUGGCACAACAAAUGCAACACCUACGAGAGUGCGACAUCAGAAAAAUAAAAAUCGAAAAUCUCCUUACUUGUAUGACGAGCCUAACAUUGGAUGCUUGAGAGGUGAAUCAGUAGAUCCUUGUUUGUAUGAAAUGAAUUCAUUUCCGUUGCAUCAUGCUGCAUUUCCUCCAGUGACCCAUGCCCCUUAUCCAGAGAUGAAUACGCCAAAUCAACCCUCUCAGUAUUCUCACUCUCCCCAUGUAGCUAUGGGUCUUCUCGAUCCUGCCAAUGGUGGGUUUCUUCCCCACUAUACACACCAGAGACUAUCACCACUACCUCCUCAAGUGGAAUCUACUUACGAAAGAGACGAUCGAUAUUCAAUGCACAAUUAUGCAUCUUUUCCUCCUUGUGAGGCAUCUGUCAUAUCGUCCUCUCCAGAUAUUGAGCCAGACGCUCUUCAACCUCUUCCCUGUGUGAUUCCAUCUCAACAAGAUUUGUGCAACGCCAGUGUGGGAUACGUCCCUGGUGCCCCAGCAGAGCCCCAUGAAAUAAUUGUGCCCCAUGUAAUAUACAAUACAACUACGAAUAGCGUCGGACCUUUCAGCAGCCCUUCGGACUCCAUGCUUUCAGAAUCAGAUCUAGAAGGCUUUCAAAAUGGAAGGGCAGAUUCUCCUCGUUCUACUUCAUCCACAUCUUCACCCUUACAUCACCAUCAGCAGCAUAACAACAACAACAGCUCUUCGAAACCAUCAACAAGUGCCUUAGGACCUGUGCUUCGCAGCAGUGGUAAUAGUCACAGCAAUCAUUACAAAUCCGUCAUUACCCCAACCAAUCUGCAGAGUCCCACGGGACCCACUGACUUUCUCAACUCCCGGUUAACGAAACAGCACCAGUUCCAGCAACGAAACUUUGCCAGUUGCUCACCGACUGAUUCUUCUUACAACGAUUCCUGUUACUAUGAGGCGGCACGACAGCAGCAAUCACACCUCGAUUCCAGCAUCAAGUACGCGUUAUCCAAAUGUGACAGUUACGCCGAUAAAACGUAUUGUGUGCCAUCGAGCAACGGGACGAGUGACUAUAGUUGCAAUAAUGCACAUGACAGUGUCCAACCUCAGUAUACAAGCGUCAUCGUUGACGCGCAGCAGUACCAGAUGGCGAACGGUUUUGUCCACUGAUUUUGCAUUUUCUAGUCGUCCGAGAAGUGGUCGAAUUAAUGAACAUAUGUGCUAAACAAAUGGAAUUAUAAAUUGUACAUGCAUGAAAAUCAUUUCCCCUGUGUAGAAAAAAAAA
Parasteatoda tepidariorum (common house spider) is the source of this 2217-nucleotide messenger RNA. RefSeq names its product bHLH transcription factor single-minded (gene sim). The record is from RefSeq and is marked provisional. Gene Ontology annotation, biological process: regulation of transcription by RNA polymerase II. Gene Ontology annotation, molecular function: RNA polymerase II transcription regulatory region sequence-specific DNA binding; DNA-binding transcription factor activity, RNA polymerase II-specific; protein dimerization activity. Lineage: Eukaryota; Metazoa; Arthropoda; Arachnida; Araneae; Theridiidae.